GUUAGUUUGGCUAUAGAGCCUUGUAAAGCCUUGUUACACGAAAACGAGAGACUAUAUUGAAGAAAAACUCCAAUAAGCCACCUUAACCAAUUCAUGUAUCAGUGAACGUGAUUGGUUCAGAACAGUAGUUCACAGUCUCUUCGGCGUGACAUGAAAACCCAACAUGGCGGACUUGUCUAGGAGUGAAAAUUAAUAUUUUCUUUCCUGCAUAUAAAGUAUGAUCACAGAUUUUUGUAACGCUCUUUGGGACACCCGAAUAGAAAGCGACACGAUUAGCAGCGAUGGUUACGAGGUGUGUAACCUUAUUUCCCGUGAUGGAGCUAAGAAACAGCGCGGGUUUUUGGCAGAACGAUUUGUGAAACCCGUUAUUUCAAUUUUGAUCAGUUUCCCGUUUCCAAUUGACGUGUGUGCCAUAAACGUGAACCCUCAAGUUGGCGGACAGAAGAUCUGUGGGCUAGAAAUCCUAUCGGCAAGUUUAAAAUAUUGUAAUGUACAAAACAAGAAACAAAAUAUAAACGGUGACACUAUAAAAUCUACAUUGAAUUCUGAAGCUGUGACAGCCAAAUCAAAUGACCAUGUUUUUCAUUCAUAUCAACAUGUUUUAAAUGUGAACAAUAUCAAACAAGAAUUCAAUAGUUUUUUCAACCAAAUCUUGAGAACUCAGUUAGCUGAAGGAAAAGUUGGUCAUUUUUUAAAUCCAUGCUUUCGGGAUGCUGUAAAUGCCGACUUUAACAGCAGAAUUACUGGAAGUUCACCAAGUAAUAGUCAAAUCUGCAAUCUGCAACAAGGAAAUCAGCUGCACAACACUUCACAUUUGUGGAUACGAAUAACACAAGUGCACAAAGGAUCCGUUCCAUGUCUUGGUGCUUUGGAGGUUGUAGGCAAACCAGCAAAGAACAACAAUGAGUUUGUGAUGAAUUAUGCUCGAUUCAUAACUUUGAGAUUAAAGCAAGAAAGGGAGAACUGUAAAGGGCUUGUCAAUGCCUCUACUGAAACAAAUUUAUCUGCAAAUAAUGCAUGUAAAUCUGAGCGAGCCACCGAUCCAUGUCAUGAGCCAUCAUUGGUUGAUAACGUACCAUCUGAAUUUGUUGAUCCCAUCACAUUUAAUAUCAUGCCUCUGCCCAUUCUCUUACCCUCUGGUAAUACUAUUGAUAAUUCUACGCUAGAAAAACACAUUGCAAUGGAGAGAAAUUUUGGUCGGCAACCAUGUGAUCCAUUUACAGGCAUACCUCUAGGUUCAAAUGUUGUUCCAAAUGCAGCUCUGAAAUAUAGAAUUGACAACUUUCUGUUGUCAGCUGACAUUAAGGUUGACGAACUUGGUCGUACUGUGGGUUCUUCAUCAGAUUGCAAAAGUACGGCAAGAUUGAAGUUUGAUGCUAUCUUGAAACAAGAUAAGAAUAAGAUCCAACCAGUUGGUAAAAGAAAAGCAUGUCCAAUAAACCUCAAGCAGCCACCUUUGAAGAAGCAAAAUGCAGGUUUGUUCACAUUGUAUUCUGUAUGAGGUGGCCAUGAGCAUUCAUCUAAUUAUUGUCUUUAUAUUUCCAGAGAAUGAUGGUCAUAUUUCUGGCAAACCAAACAGUUUGGAUGAAGCUCUAGAGAAUGUGCUCAGUGUUGGACAAAAACCUACCAACACUCCAAGUGUAAAAGCAUCAUCAUUAGUCCCAUCAUCCUCUCUACAUCACAAUGGUAUUGUAUACAAUAGAUCAUCAUACACAAGUAAUUUGAUAGGUAUACAAGGGGGGGGGGGGGUGGUGGUUGGGCAGUUUGUACUUAAAAGUUGGACAUGCAGAUUGUACUGAAAAAUUGGGCAAUUGCACCCCACCCCCUAUCAAUGUUUUCACAAAUGUUUCACUGCAAUGAACUACUUUUAUGUUUCAGAAUCAGGACCUCGGAACAUACAAUUUACAAAUUCUGGCAACCCAGACAACGAGGGAUGUGUUCAUCAAGAACAAACGGACACACUUUUUCGCCUACCUUGUCAACAUGUUAUCUGCCGUCAGUGCCUGACAUGCGCAGUUCAAAUGAAACAAUGUCUUCAAUGUCAAGUAAACUUUGAGAAGAAAGAUGUUGUUCGAGUUCAUUGCAGAAGAACGCUUCAAAUUGAGACAGUCUGAGCCCCGGUUGGGAUAAAUGAAUCGAUAUACUUCAAUAUAUUGUGGGCUCAGGGCCUGAAACCGUCGAACAUCAGACAUAUUCUUGCAGUACUUAAAAUAGCAAAUCUGGUCCAAUAUGAUCACCUUACAAUUAUUAAAUUUAAAUGCAUUCUAUAACUAAACUAUAUUGUAAAAUGAAAUCGAAAAAAAACACACCUCCAACCAAGUAGGAAAAAUUCUUUGGGGGGGAGGGCAGGUUGCCAGCACACUCUCAAUACCUG
Molecule: messenger RNA, 2374 nt
Organism: Paramuricea clavata
Lineage: Eukaryota; Metazoa; Cnidaria; Anthozoa; Malacalcyonacea; Plexauridae
Source: the annotation of a GenBank genome assembly